UGAAAUGUUGUGUGUAGGAUUUUAUCAGCAGAGGCCAUAAUUCAUAAAGGAACCAACAUCGAAUCAGCAGAAGCCAUAAAGUUACCAACAUUGAUCGAGCCCGUGUGUUCGGUUGGAAUUGGCGAGUCAUAUAUGCGCUCUUGUGAAUCGUUGGCCAACAUAAAUCCUUCAAAUUGACACCCACCCAUCCGAACGAGAGGGCUUGAGAGCGCCAGGCCACCAACCCUGACCGGCCGUAAGACCAACCAAAGCAAUCUCUGUGCUCGUGCUCGUGCUCGUCCUCGUCCCUCCGUCGCCAUCCUCUGCUACCAUUAGACCCAUCUUUAGAGACGUUUUAAUCUCACAGCUCGGCUAAAAUGCGCGUGGUCCGGUCCCUUCUCUUUCGUCUAUCGUCCUUGCAACUUUCCACAUAUUGAUUUUCUUUAGGUUUCUUUGGUGCAUUUUCGAUUUGGGCAUUCAUGGGGACUAGGGUCUGGGAAGCUGGGAUCUUGAUGUUGGUGGUCUUGGGGAGGUUAACAUGUGACGUUUUUGGGUCGGAACCAGUUAGGGAUUCGGUUUGCCCGGUGGAGUCGCUCAUGGAUUCAAUGUUGGGCCAUCGAGAGGGAUACUGCUACCUAAACGGUGGUGCUGAUUUCGCCCAUAUCACUGGUGUUAUUGAGGGCGAUGAAGUUUUACUGCAAAAGGCACUAAAUAUGGUCCACAAGCACAGACAUGAAUACAUAGCUCUGCUGUUCUAUGCUUCUUGGUGUCCUUUUUCGAAGACCUUUAGGCCAAGCUUGUCUAUCCUUUCAUCUUUGUACCCAUCAAUUCCCCAUUUUACAGUUGAAGAAUCAGCUGUCAGACCAAGCAUACUGUCAAAGUAUGGAGUUCAUGGGUUUCCUACUCUUUUUCUUUUGAACUCCACAAUGCGUGUGCGCUAUCAUGGCCCCCGGACUCUUGGUUCUCUUAUUGCUUUCUACAGUGAUGUUACUGGUGUUGAGCCCCUAUCCCUGGAUAGCAUAUCCCUUGAUAAAAUUGGACAAGCAUCAAAUCAGGAGAAGCAUGAUAAUGUUGAGGUCGAAAGCUGCCCCUUUUUUUGGGCAAGAUCUCCAGUGAAUUUGCUUAGGCAGGAGGCCUAUUUGGUGUUGGCCACGGCUUUUGUGGUUCUUAGAUUGCUUUACCUAGUCUCUCCUAGGCUCCUGUUAUUUGCCCAAUUUGUUUGGAGACGGAGCAUUCAAUUUGAGAGACUGGAGAGCUUGUUGGAGCAUUCACUGGCUUAUCUGAAUAGAGCAAAACAAUUGUUGAAUUACGCAAAGGAGCCAUGCAAGCUAAGGAACUUUCAGGGUGGAGCAAUGAAUGCUAGAGUAUGGGCGUCAAAAUCACUUGCAACAGUCUCUAUUGGGGAUGCAAGCGCUGGUAGGUCUGGACCGGUAGGUGAAUGUUCUUGACAACCUUUCUGGAAUUGGGAACAAAUUAUUUAGAUGUUCCUUUGAAAGGUUUUGAAGCAUAUUUUCUUUCCAAUGUAGUUUUGCUUUCAGAAUCAUCUGAUCUGAGGUAUAACAUGAAAUUCCAUUCUAUGUAGCAAAGUGAAAAAUGUUACUUUGUUCUGAACUGUAGUAAUUCAUUUCCUUCUUGAUCAUAUGUUGGAGAAAGCAAAAAAAUUAUUGGCCCCUGAAUACAUACCUGGACUGUACUUUGUGAAUGCAUAAAUGGACUCGAUUUGAAUUUGUUCAA
Messenger RNA from Tripterygium wilfordii, 1713 nucleotides. Its product is annotated as 5'-adenylylsulfate reductase-like 4. The coding region runs from base 459 to 1427 and encodes 322 amino acids. The record is from RefSeq and is a predicted model, not a curated record. The transcript is spliced from 4 exons. Lineage: Eukaryota; Viridiplantae; Streptophyta; Magnoliopsida; Celastrales; Celastraceae.